AUGGCUGCUCAAGGGUCACCUGAUUUUGCUAGCCUCUAUGAAUUAAAGGAAGAACUUGGACGAGGGGCUUUCUCAGUUGUUAGAAGGUGUAUUCAGAUAUCUACGAAUCUUGAAUUUGCUGCCAAAAUAAUUAGUACGAAAAGGCUCGCUACUAGGGAUAUGCAAAAACUUGAGCGGGAAGCACGAAUCUGUCGCCGUCUCAAACAUCCAAAUAUUGUGCGACUACAUGACACUAUUCAGGAUGAAAACCAUCACUACCUUGUCUUUGAUCUCGUCACUGGAGGAGAACUCUUCGAGGAUAUCGUUGCUAGAGAAUACUACAGUGAGGCUGAUGCGAGCAACUGCAUGAAGCAGAUUCUUGAGAGCGUCAACUAUUGCCAUCAAAAUAACAUUGUCCAUCGCGACCUCAAGCCAGAAAACCUGUUGCUCGCGAGCAAGACGCGUGGGGCUGCAGUCAAAUUGGCAGACUUUGGCCUCGCGAUCGAGGUGCAGGGUGACCAGUUCUCGUGGUUUGGCUUUGCUGGAACUCCCGGCUACCUUUCCCCUGAAGUCCUUCGAAAGGAGCCUUACGGAAAGCCGGUGGACAUCUGGGCUUGUGGUGUGAUUCUCUACAUCCUCCUCGUCGGCUAUCCACCGUUCUGGGACGACGACCAGAACCGCCUCUACAGCCAAAUCAAGUCGGGCUCGUACGAUUACCCGCCGCCAGAAUGGGACACGGUGACGGCAGAGGCGAAGAAUUUGAUCAAUUCCAUGUUGACCAUGAACCCCUCCAAGCGCAUCACCGCGGCCGAGGCACUCAAACACCAAUGGAUCUUCCAACCCGAGCGCGUCGCCUCGAGCAUGCACAGGCAGGAGACGGUGGAGUGCUUGAAGAAGUUCAACGCCAAGCGAAAGCUCAAGGUAAGAACAGGUUCCUCUUUGACGUAG
Molecule: messenger RNA, 927 nt
Organism: Mesocestoides corti
Lineage: Eukaryota; Metazoa; Platyhelminthes; Cestoda; Cyclophyllidea; Mesocestoididae
Source: the annotation of a GenBank genome assembly